This is a messenger RNA of Rosa chinensis, 559 nucleotides long. Its product is annotated as histone H4. Gene Ontology annotation, biological process: nucleosome assembly. NCBI's taxonomy places the organism in Eukaryota, Viridiplantae, Streptophyta, Magnoliopsida, Rosales, Rosaceae. Bases 72 to 383 code for a protein of 103 amino acids. Gene Ontology annotation, cellular component: nucleosome. The record is from RefSeq and is a predicted model, not a curated record. Gene Ontology annotation, molecular function: protein heterodimerization activity; DNA binding; structural constituent of chromatin. The transcript has a single exon.
CUCUCACAUCAGAAUCAUCCCAACUCUCUCAUCCUCAUCAAAAUCAAAAUCAGAGUUUCUCUCCGGUGAAAAUGUCAGGCCGCGGCAAGGGAGGCAAGGGGUUGGGCAAAGGAGGAGCCAAGCGUCACAGGAAGGUUCUGAGGGAUAACAUCCAGGGCAUCACCAAGCCCGCCAUUCGCCGUUUGGCUCGCAGAGGCGGCGUCAAGCGUAUCUCCGGUCUCAUCUACGAAGAGACCCGAGGUGUCCUCAAGAUCUUCCUCGAGAACGUCAUCCGUGACGCCGUCACCUACACGGAGCAUGCCCGGAGGAAGACCGUCACCGCCAUGGAUGUCGUCUAUGCUCUCAAGAGGCAAGGAAGGACCCUUUACGGUUUCGGAGGUUGAUAUGGGGAUUCUACUAUUAUAUAUUGGGUAUUUAGUUUAGAAGUGAUUCUAGUAGUUUAUUGUUGUUAGAUUUGGGUUUUUUUUUUUUUUUUUUUGAGUAUUGGGUUGUUGAACUUGCUGUUCAUGUACUUUGCAACUUUUAUUUUGAAGUAAUGGAAGUAUAAUUUCUCGGUAUA